AUGGAAUCCGAUCUCAGAUUCUCCGAUGUCGUGCUGGCGGGCCUUUCGACGGAAGACGAAAGGGGCAACAGGGUUUACCAAGCCGUCAACCGGAGCACCGGCGGGUUGCUCCUCGUGAAGGAAUUCUGCAGCGGCAAUAACCCUCUCAAAAUUGCAGAAAUCCGCCGCGAGAUCGAAAUCUUGAAGCUCUUGGAUCAUCCAAACAUCUUGAAAUGCUACGGCGCGUUCGACAUGGGCGGCGGUACGAUCCGUCUUUUCCUCGAGCACAUCCGCGGCGGCGGACGAACCCUCGCCGGUUACAACGUCCCGAGUGAACGCGAGGUCGCCACCGUCGCCCGCCAAGUUCUCCUCGGGCUGCGGUAUCUUCACGAGAAAGGGAUCUCGCACGGAGAUCUCAAACCCUCGAACAUCUUCGUCGAUUUCGGGAAGCCGACGGUCAAGGUUUUGUAUCCGGGGAAGAUUCUCGCCGGCGAUGAAGUGGUGGUGCCCCAAGACGCCGGAGCCGUCCACGAUGAGUUCAGUUGGGAUGUUUGGAGCGUGGGUUUGUGCAUCCUGAAGCUGGUCAGGGGAUCGAAUGUGCAGAAGCCAUCAAUGGCGUUGUUGGGUUUUCUGUCGAGUUGUAUGCAGGCUGAGAAGGAUGUGUCGAAUAGAUGGAGGGUCCAGGAUCUUCUCGAAAGCUCCUUUUUGAAACAGCCGUAUGUCGUGUUGCCAAAGCUAGAAUUUUCUGCUUCACAUGCUUCUGCAUCAACUCUAUCUCACAAAGGAGAGCAAAAUAGCCCGAAAAAAAAGUCUUCAGUAACUUCUAUGGCUGUCGAGCAGGUCCCAAAGGAAGUGAAAACCUCAGAAGACCCUUUAGGGAUAGUACCUCAGAUUCUUGAGAGAUGCUAUCUGCAUUGUGUCAUGUUACUUACAGAUUGUGAAUUCGAAAAGAGUAAAUUGGUACAGAUGUGGAUUGCCGAAGAGUGCAUCGAAUUCGAUGAGACAAAAAUUAUGGAGGAUGUAGCUACCUUAUACUUCGACGAGUUAGUGUAUCAAGAGCUUGUAGUCCCUUCGAGCUUUGAUCCUCUUUACGAAAAAAUGAGAUACAAGGUGAACUCAUCGAAAUCUCCCACUUUGAUUGCAGAACAAGGUAGCUAUACUAGAAUAGGCGAAAGUGAUAUGGAUAAAAUUCCUCGAGAAGCCUUGCAUUUGAUAUGGGAUUGCAAAAGACACGACCAAACCAUAUUUGAUGCUCUCAAAAAUCUGAAGCAGUUACGCACUCUGCGUGUGCAUGUGUAUUGCAGUGUUCGAAUCGAUCAUUUACUCAGUGACAUUUUUGUGUCCUUAAAGUUGUUAAGGACAUUGGAUUUGAGCCACACUCAGAUAUUCGAAAUACCAGGUUCGAUUAGAUUAAUAGAAGGAUUGCGAUAUCUUGAUAUCUCUGAGACACCUGUCAAGCAGCUACCUCAGUCAAUCGACUGUCUUUAUUCUCUACAGACGCUAAAUCUCAGAGAUUGCUUCGAAAUUUCUGCUUUGCCGAAGGGGUUAGGUCGGUUAACGAACCUUCGUCAUCUUGAUCUUAAUGUUAUCGGUCAAUUGGAGUUUAUGCCUAUUGGAAUGGGAAAUUUAGUUAAACUUCAAACUUUACAGGCAUUCAUUGUCGGUAAAAACGAUGGUUGUGGCAUUGGGGAGCUGAAAAACAUGAACGAUAUUACGGGUUCUUUUUGUAUUUUGAAGCUCGAAAAUGUGUUGAGUGUGGAGGAAGCAAAGAAAGCUGCAUUGUGUGAUAAAAAACGGAUCGAUAAACUGGAGUUGAGAUGGCAAGUAGUUUGCAGUUCCAUAGAGGUAAUGGAAAUCUUGGAAUGUUUAAACCCACAUUUUAGCCUAAAAGAGUUGCAGAUAACGCAUUACGGUGGUUUGAAGCUCCCGAGUUGGAUAACCGAUCCUUCUUACGCUUAUCUCGCUAGCAUUACUCUCUACAAGUGUAUGAAUUGUGAUAUAUUGCCUCCCCUUGGAAAACUACCUUCUCUUAAGAUUCUCCACAUUGUGGAGAUGAAAAGUUUGACGAAAAUCGACACGCUAUUCUGUCGAGAUUCUGGAGUUAAAGUACUCGAUGAUGUAUCUCUUAAGCUAGAGAAUGCUUUUUCGAAGCUAGAGAAAUUGACGAUUGAGAAUAUGUCGGAGCUUGAAAAAUGGACAGUCAUAGAGGAUGGGGACUUUCCGUGCCUUAGCCAUGUUUCGGUUAGAUACUGCCCGAAACUUUAUUUUCUACCGUCAUUUUCGUGUCUGCGCUCGCUACAGCAUUUGGAAAUAAACAACUGUGUGAAGCUGCUUUCCUUGCCGGAAGGUUCGUUGCCGGCAUCACUCGAGACUGUGAUAAUAAAAGGAUGUCCGAAUAUAAACGAGCGGUGCCGCAAGGAUGGAGGAGGAGAGGACAGUUUCAAGAUUGCAGAGGUUAAAAAUGUGUGGAUUGAUUUUGAAAAUAUUUCUUUGAAUUGA
This is a messenger RNA of Striga hermonthica, 2478 nucleotides long. Lineage: Eukaryota; Viridiplantae; Streptophyta; Magnoliopsida; Lamiales; Orobanchaceae. The record is from the annotation of a GenBank genome assembly.